Betta splendens (Siamese fighting fish) is the source of this 2309-nucleotide messenger RNA. RefSeq names its product Fc receptor-like protein 5. The transcript is spliced from 6 exons. Lineage: Eukaryota; Metazoa; Chordata; Actinopteri; Anabantiformes; Osphronemidae. Gene Ontology annotation, molecular function: transmembrane signaling receptor activity. The record is from RefSeq and is a predicted model, not a curated record. Gene Ontology annotation, biological process: cell surface receptor signaling pathway. The coding region runs from base 1203 to 1994 and encodes 263 amino acids.
UGUUUUUGCCUGUCGUUGCCAGGCUGGUUUUGCUGCCACUGCCUGCUGAUUACCUGAUUCUGGCUGCUCUUUGUCUGUGCCGUCGCCUGAGACUGACCCGUGUAUGACCAUCGCCUGUAUCUUGGACCUCACCUCGAAUUAAAACAAACUUCUACUCACCUUCUUGUCUCGAAGCUGUGCAUGUGGGUCCGAUACGUGAAGAGCGCUGACAAAGUGUUACGACCUGACUCAAAGGAACCGACAUCAGUAGAAACAAACUGGUUGCAACCAACAGGUUUAUUAAGGUCAAUCAGACAGAGUUGGCUGCUGUAACGCAGCUGAGCAGCAGAGACACAGAGCAUGUGUGGCUGCAGGCGCUUCAGAGGUUGGACCAAAGGCCAACUUUAUAACUUGCUAAACAUUAUAAUGCUUUUAUUAUUACUGGUAGUGAAAAAUGAUUAAAAGAAAAUAUUAAAAAGCCUUUAGGACCAUAUUAAUGGAGCUUGAUGUUCUGUCUUCUGCUUGUGUCUACACCUAAAGCAAAUAUAUCUCAAAGCUCAGAUGCUGAUAUAGUUGAAAUUAAUUAAACUGGCUUCAUCAGGAAUUACAACUUCAAGAUGAACAAAGAGCAGCUGCCAAGAGAGAAGCAAAUGCUUCUGGAGCAUGAACGCUUAAGGAAAUGGAAUUUGAGCAGCAGCUGAACCCUGUCUCAUUGUUUGACCAGUGAUAAAUCUUGAUGUUUGGAACCCGUUUGCUUGUUGUGAUGCCGCCUCCUCUGAUCCAGCAUCGUAACACGCAUCACAGUGACAUUCAGUUUUGUCAGGCGCAGCAGUUGUCUCGACAGACCGGACCCACAUACACGGCACAGAGUCCAACUUGUUCCAAUAAAAUAAUGUUUAUUGUGCAGGGUACAGAAUAGUAAGCUGGAGAUCACUGGCACAGUCUUCAGACAAGGGACAGGCUGAUAACGGCAGUCAGACAAGCACGGGUCGGUAACAGAGAGACAGGAAUACGGUACCGGGGGAUCGGGCAGUUCGGCGUCAGUGGACAGGCGAUGGUCAGUAACAUACAGGCUCGACGACAGGACAGACAAGGGCUAGGCGGUCUCAGCGUCAGUUAAACAAGCAGUGGUCAGCAAUGAACAGGCUCAGCAACGGUACAGACAAGGCAAAGACUAGGUCGGGCUCGGAAACAGAAACGGUAUCAGACUGGGGACCAAACGAAUGCUGGAAUGCGGAAAAAAUCACGACAAUCUGGCAGAGGAUACAGGCCUGGCUCAAGGGCACUACAGUGCAGCUGAUGUGGCCGAACUCAGCCUCCGUCCUGACAGGUCACUCUUCUUCUGGUACGAGGAAAUCAUCCUGAGCUGCUCUGCACCAGGAGGCUGGAGCGACUGGAGUGUAAGGAGGAACACGUCCAAGCAGACAGUCCAGCGGUGCCAGCUGGGCUGGGCCGUCCCCAGCGGGUCCACCUGCACCAUCGAGGACUCAGACCCGUCAGACACUGGAGUCUACUGGUGCGAGUCAGCGAGCGGGAACCGCAGCAACGGCGUCAACAUCACAGUGACAGAGAGCCCUGUGAUUCUGGAGAGUCCUGCUCUUCCUGUGUCUGAGGGCAACGACGUGAUGUUCGUCUGCUCUUACAGAGAAGAAGACUCUGCGCCCACGUCAGAUUUCUCAGCGUCGUUCUACAAAGACGGGGUUUUCAUCGGAACCGAGGACAAAGGGAAGAAGCUGCUUCGCUCCGUCUCCACGUCUGAUGAAGGCUUCUACCAGUGUGAACACCCGUCACAGGGAAAGUCACCGCAGAGCUGGCUGAGAGUCAGGAACCGACCUCAGACCGCGGCCCCCACCACUCUUCCUCCUCGUCCUCCUGUUGUGACUCGGCUGGUGUCCGGCGUCCUGCUGUUCGUCCUCUUCACCUUCGUACUGGUUCUGGCCGUUUACACGUACCGAAAGUGGGCUAAAAAUCGAGCUGAAGCUAAAAGAGGAUCUUUUCACCGCAGCCUGAGAUGAAACACAAAGGAAACAGUGGAGCAUUUAGUUUCCUGUUCAUCUGCAGGUGACAAUUUUUAUAGAUGCAGCUCAGUUACUGUAACAGAACAGAAGUCAACUUCCUGUUGUGAAUAUUUUGAUCAACAUUAUUUGUCACUUAUUACCAGUAGAAACCUCAGUGAUGUUGAAGCUCUUUGACUAAAUUGUGGCCUUUUAUUGGCUAAAUGUAAAGAUUUUAAUCAACUUCUUAAAGUUUUGUAUGUUUUUAACAGUUGUUGUAACCUUUUGACUGAAUCAAUAACAGACGAGCCAGUUUAAUAAAGCGACAGAAUGUGA